Hemicordylus capensis (graceful crag lizard) is the source of this 3719-nucleotide messenger RNA. RefSeq names its product adaptor related protein complex 1 subunit gamma 1 (gene AP1G1). The transcript is spliced from 25 exons. Gene Ontology annotation, cellular component: AP-1 adaptor complex; membrane coat; Golgi apparatus. Bases 212 to 2686 code for a protein of 824 amino acids. Gene Ontology annotation, molecular function: clathrin-cargo adaptor activity. Gene Ontology annotation, biological process: Golgi to vacuole transport; receptor-mediated endocytosis; intracellular protein transport. The record is from RefSeq and is a predicted model, not a curated record. NCBI's taxonomy places the organism in Eukaryota, Metazoa, Chordata, Lepidosauria, Squamata, Cordylidae.
GGAGGGGAGGCAGCGAGUCCCGGUCCCCGGAUACCUCCGCCUGCAGCAUCGGUUCUGAGGCCGCGCAGCCGCCAUUUUGGAUGCCAGGCUCCUGCCGCCGCCGCCGCCGCCUUCGCCGCAAGGACCCGGCCCGCCUGAGCUGGACUCCUGAUUAUGUCCCAAGCAGAAAGAGCAGGUCCCUCCGUACAUGACUAAGAGGAGCACUUGAGGAAUGAAGCGGCAGAGGAUGCCAGCCCCCAUCAGACUCCGGGAGCUGAUCCGGACCAUCCGGACAGCUCGGACCCAGGCAGAAGAACGGGAGAUGAUCCAGAAAGAAUGUGCUGCUAUUCGGUCAUCCUUCCGAGAAGAGGACAACACAUACCGCUGCCGGAACGUGGCCAAGCUGCUGUAUAUGCAUAUGCUGGGCUACCCUGCACAUUUUGGACAGCUGGAGUGCCUCAAACUGAUUGCCUCUCAGAAGUUCACAGACAAACGCAUCGGGUACCUGGGCGCCAUGCUGCUGCUGGACGAGAGGCAAGAUGUCCACCUGCUCAUGACGAACUGCAUCAAGAAUGAUCUGAACCACAGCACCCAGUAUGUGCAGGGCCUGGCCCUCUGCACUCUGGGCUGCAUGGGCUCCUCGGAGAUGUGCCGCGACUUAGCUGGGGAGGUAGAGAAGCUCCUGAAAACCUCCAACUCCUACCUGAGGAAAAAGGCAGCCCUCUGUGCGGUUCACGUCAUCAGGAAGGUGCCUGAGCUCAUGGAGAUGUUCCUACCAGCCACAAAAAACCUGCUGAAUGAGAAGAAUCACGGAGUUCUUCACACCUCUGUAGUCCUCCUCACGGAAAUGUGCGAGAGAAGCCCAGACAUGCUGGCCCACUUUAGGAAGAAUGAAAAGCUUGUACCCCAGCUCGUCCGUAUCCUAAAGAACCUCAUCAUGUCUGGCUAUUCCCCUGAGCAUGACGUCUCCGGGAUCAGCGACCCCUUUCUGCAGGUGCGAAUCCUACGAUUGCUGAGAAUUCUAGGCCGAAAUGACGACGACUCAAGUGAAGCCAUGAAUGACAUCCUUGCCCAGGUGGCCACGAACACGGAGACGAGUAAAAAUGUGGGGAAUGCCAUCCUCUACGAAACAGUCUUAACGAUCAUGGACAUCAAGUCUGAGAGCGGCCUGCGUGUCUUGGCAAUCAACAUCCUCGGCCGGUUCUUGCUCAAUAAUGACAAGAAUAUUCGGUACGUGGCGCUGACGUCCUUGCUGAAGACCGUGCAGACCGACCACAAUGCCGUGCAGCGGCACAGAAGCACCAUCGUGGACUGCCUGAAGGACCUGGACGUGUCCAUCAAGCGGCGAGCGAUGGAGCUGAGCUUUGCUCUCGUGAAUGGGAACAACAUCCGGGGAAUGAUGAAGGAACUGCUGUAUUUUCUGGACUCCUGUGAGCCAGAGUUCAAGGCAGACUGUGCAUCAGGGAUAUUUCUGGCAGCAGAGAAGUACGCUCCUUCUAAGCGCUGGCACAUAGACACAAUCAUGAGAGUCCUGACCACAGCCGGGAGUUACGUGCGUGAUGACGCUGUGCCCAACCUCAUCCAGCUGAUCACCAACAGCGUGGAAAUGCAUGCCUACACUGUGCAGAGACUCUACAAGGCCAUCUUGGGCGACUAUUCCCAGCAACCGCUGGUGCAGGUGGCCGCCUGGUGCAUAGGAGAAUAUGGCGACCUCUUGGUGUCUGGCCAGUGCGAGGAAGAAGAGCCCAUCCAGGUCACGGAGGAUGAAGUCCUCGACGUUCUGGAAAGCGUCCUCAUCUCCAACAUGACGGCGUCUGUCACACGAGGCUACGCCCUCACCGCCAUCAUGAAGCUGUCUACGCGGUUCACUUGCACAGUCAACCGCAUUAAGAAGGUGGUGUCCAUCUACGGCAGCAGCAUUGAUGUGGAGCUCCAGCAGAGGGCAGUGGAGUACAACGCCUUGUUCAAGAAGUACGACCACAUGAGGUCGGCCCUGCUGGAGAGGAUGCCGGUGAUGGAGAAGCUGACGACCAAUGGCCCCACAGAUGUCCCUCAGCCCAACGGGGAGGCAGAGCCAGCAGUCCUGGAGACCAAGCCUCCCCCAGCAGGCCUGCAGCCCACCAGUCAGGCAAACGACCUGCUGGACCUCCUGGGAAGCAACGACAUCACUCCGGUGAUCUCCACGGCCCCUCCAAAUAAGCCGGCUUCUGCUGGCGGGGAGCUGCUUGACCUCCUGGGGGAUCUCAACCCAACCGGUUCUCCAGCUCCUGCCCCCCAGAUAUCACAGCCCCCCUUCCUGCUGGAUGGGCUCUCUUCGCAGCCCAUCUUCAACGACCUCACUGCUGGCAUCCCCCCCAUCGUAGCCUACAGCAAGAAUGGCCUGAAGAUCGACUUUGCCUUUGAGCGCUCCAGCACCAACCCCAGCGUCACCGUGAUCACCAUCCAGGCCUCCAACAGCACCGAUCUGGACAUGACAGACUUUGUUUUCCAGGCUGCAGUACCAAAGACAUUCCAGCUGCAGCUCCUCUCCCCCAGCAGCAGCAGCAUCCCAGCCUUCAACACGGGGACCAUCACGCAGGUCAUCAAAGUCCUGAACCCACAGAAGCAACAGCUCCGUAUGCGGAUCAAGCUGACGUAUCAUCACAAGGGCUCAGCCAUGCAGGACCUGGCAGAAGUCAACAACUUCCCCCCUCAGUCCUGGCAGUGAGUGCUGGCCCCGCCCUCCUCACCCCACCUGGUUGGCUGAAGGACCUCUGAAGGGCAGAGGGCUGCGGCUCCAGGAAGCCCCACCACUGCACCCCACAGCCCGGGUGGGAGCCGCCCCGAGCUGCCGCUGCCGCUGCUACAGAGCAGGAGGGACUGCCUUGCUCACUGUGACGAAGACGAUGAUGACGACACUGGCCCUCUUUCUCCCCCCCCCCAGCACCACGGCUGCUGAGCCACGUCGGCCACAUUCAUUCCCCUUGUUUUAGAAAGGGGGGGCACACGGCAGCAUCUGCUCUCCCCCUCACCCAGCAAGGAGGGAGCUGCUGUUCCUGCCUUUUGCGGUCUUCUCCCAGGUGGGGGGUGGGUUGUGUGCGUGCGUGCGUGCGGUGGGGGUUUGUUGAAUUCCUUCCUAGCCGGGUUACCAUCUUCAGGCACUUUCAUCCCAAGUUCAUGUUGGAAACUUAUUCCAAGGAUGCUGGAGAUCUUCUUCUUUCCCGCCGUGGGGUUCCCUGAUGUUAGGGGGCCUGUCUGCGCUUGACUGCACACUUGGAGGUCACUGGCUGGGGUCUGGGGAGGGCUUGGGCACGCAGUGGAUCUUCUCUUCUGGACAGAUGCUCUGCUUGGAGGAUUCCGCACUGGAGAUGGGCAGCAAAGCCACACCCAUGCCCCUCUGGCCAUUGCCUCUCUAUGGAAGUGUCAUGCUAGACUGCCCCGGCCAGUGACUCUGGAGCUGACCCCGGCUGCACACUUUGGAACUCUUCUGGUCCUCUCCUUGGCAGUCGGCUGUGGUAGGUGGGUAGAAAGGAAGUGUUGGUUGCUCGGUGAGGCGCUUGAAGAGCGGGGGGGCACCCUUUGCCUGCAAAAGGACUUGUCUCCAGACUCCUCCACUGCAAAGCUGCUUCCCCCUCUUGGCCCUUUUCAUUUCCUGUGUCUGUCAGAGGCCUGGAUUCCAUUUGAAUUCGUUCUCCUCCUGGGACCUUUGUGUUGUAUCUGUAAUAUUGGCACUGAAAUAAAGACCAUCCGGUUUAAUGAGA